AUGUUCCCACAUGAUCAGGGCCAGUCACUCGUUAGCACAUCAGCCUCCUCGCAAUCUGACGCCUCAAACCACGACGGGGAUAUCAAUGCCAGAUCUGCCGCCUCCCUCCAAAAGCAGACUCAAUUUCGUACUCCAUCUAGCCAGAACACGGGCACUGAAUCUCUCAGUCUUGUCCUUCGCAACCCCGGCCAAUCUCCUUUUUUUGGAGGAUCUCGUCAGAUCUACCAUUCUCCAAAACCGCCUCUAGCAAACGCUCCGUCCACAAACUUCCUUCCGACCUCACAACGAAGCCAUUCAGAUGCUUCGCACACUAACCUCGUUCCGCUCCGAAAUCCCCACGAUACACCUGUAGCCUUACCAUCUCAGCUUUCGAAUUGGGCUAGUCGGUCUCUAUCGUCUCUUGCGUUAACUUCGGACCGACACGAUCACUCGUCACUCCUAUUUGCAACCCUAUCAGAAAGCGAGAGCAAUCUUCAAGUUCCCAGAAAUCGAUCUGUGACCGGAUUGCCGCUUCCUAAUAUCUCUCAAAUCGGCCGGAGUUCAAGAGCAGUCUCUCCCUUUCUCCCUUCUCAGAAAAGGCCUGAUAUCCGCCACACUCCUCCGCCAAAACGUGUCCUCCGAUCUGAUAAUUCGUGGAGAGACCACCAAAGCCCAACACGUCCAUCCGCACAGGGUCCGCCCGCUAUCCCAAACAGAUCUCCACUGCGUGAUCUUCUUCCUCGUCAUCUCCCAACUUCCUUCAAGACAUCACGCAUUGCCUCUACGGAAGAGCAAGCUCUCUGGGAAGAAUUCUCGCCCCGACCGCUGCGAAUUCGCAGAGAUAGGCAAAUUUCGACUUCGUCCAAUGAUACACAAGAAGUUGGACUGAAAUCAUUAGGAUUGGAAGUUUUUGCUCACCGAAGAAGGACACUUGAAAUCCUCGAGUCAUCUUCAGUAUCCAACAAUCCAGAGCUCCAUUCCUGUAGAUUAUCCCGAAAGGAAAAGCAUCAAAGACGGUCUGGCUUCACGAUGAAUAGCCUUCAUCCAGAUUCUGCUGCGGCUCUGACUGCUCACCGCCGCGAGGCUAUACGAUUAGCUGAAGCUCAGCAGCGGGUUGUCAGUGAAAAGUGCAAUCGAUCGAAACAGCCUGAACCAGAUUAUACCUUCGAAGAGCUCAUUGGUAAGGGCAGCUUCGGAAGAGUGUACAAAGGUCGUCAGUUGUCCUCCAAUAAGGUUGUGGCUAUCAAAGUCCUUGAUAUCGAUGAUGCCGAUUUUCGCUCCUACGGCGAUCAGAAGGAUGAGCAAAUCAAAGAUUUCAACCGUGAAAUCAGGAUCCUGCGACAAGCUCAGGAUAGUGGCGCAGAGAAUUUGAAUCCGAUGAUCGAGGCAAUGGCUGUUCACAGUCAAUUGUGGCUUAUUUGUGAGCAUUGUCCUGGAGGCAGUGUCAAGACCCUGAUGCGAGCCACAAAUGACCGUCUCUCUGAGAAAUUCACCGUCGUGGUGGCACGAGAACUGGCCAAAGCAUUAAAAGGCCUCCACGAAGCCGGCAUCAUGCAUCGAGAUGUCAAAGCUGCCAAUGUCCUGAUCCAUCAAGAAGGACGGCUUCAACUCUGUGACUUUGGAGUUGCUACGGUGCUUGAUACUCGAACAGAUAAGAGAAGGACAUUCAUUGGUACUCUGCACUGGAUGCCUCCAGAAUUAUGGACGGAGAAUCCUGAGUAUUCCGACGAAGUUGACGUCUGGGAAUAUGGUUGCACACUCUACGAAUGCGCAGUUGGCCGACCUCCCAACAGCGAUCUUCGAGAAAGGCAACAGUUGCGAACACGCAUGAGACGGCUCAAAGAAUCAAUUCGACUUCCGGAUAACGAGCCUUUUAGUGAUGGGAUACGCUCACUUGUGUCUUAUGCUCUCAGUCCAGAUGUCGCCUCUCGACCCUCCAUGAAGGAUAUCUUGGAACACGAGUUCUUGAAAGAAACUGAAGCAAGUCAUCCCACAGGGUCCUUGACAGAACUGGUACAGUCAUAUUAUGCUUGGCUCUUCAGUGGUGGUCAGAGAGUAUCUUUAUUCAUGCCCGGAGGAGCUGCCGCCGCAGCCACUGAAGAUCCGGAUACCAACAUCGAAGAAAUUGACGAGUGGAACUUUGGCAUCACCCAAGACUUUGAAAGGCGAGUGUCUGCAAUCCUUGAGAUUCCCGACUUCACCGUUGCUUCACCCGAUGAAGGUGAAGCGACACCCAAAGGUUCGGUCAGAGCCACUGGAUUCUCACCUCCCAUGACACAGGCACAGAAAGCGAAUUUCGAAGCUCGUGUGAAGAGAGGAGCCGAUCUCUCCAACCUGUUUGAUCAAUCAAAACCAGCCUAUGAGUACAAAACAAAAACCGACUUUGUACCUGUGCCAGAACAGCGUCGGAUAUCAGAUUUGCCGUUCCGAGCAAUGGCUGAAGACCGACCCAGUUCCAUCGCAUCCAACGUCAUUGAUCUUGGAGACUUUGACGAAGCAGACUACGCCGUGGUUCCUACACCAAGAACCGACGACAAAAUUCAAACAACCUAUGCCGCACCACCGGCAAGAGGUGAGACGAUUCGCCUCGCCGAUGCUGCAACACUACGCGAGAAGCGCGCAAACUCCAAAGGUCCUCGAGAUCCACAGAACCAAUCCUUAACCGCCAGACGAACAUCUUCAUCUGAAGCAAUCCCGCGCACUACAUCAACACAAGAUUUUGCGGCAUCACAAGAUGAGUGGACGGUCAAGAAGAAAGCACCUGAGCUUCAGGAACCAGCCGAGAUCAUCUCAUCUCGACCUGGCCAUGCUACAAUGGAUUGGUCAUUCGCAUCGGCCAUGUCUGAAGCCACGGUUUCCAGCAUCACUUCUUCUGACGAGCCCAAACCUGCACCUGUCACGACAACCACAAAUGAGACUUCUGAACCAGGAGAUGUCCCCUUCGAACAAAGGGCCAAGAAACACGCUACCAUGGACUGGUCGUUCUCUAGCGCCAUGGCCGAAGCCAAUACCACCGAAGGAGAGGAACAACAACAGGCUCAGAGUCAAUCUCGACCAUCCACAUCCGCAGGCCAGACCAUGAUGAAUUCAUCACCACCUUCCAACAUCAUUCAAGACACAUCUGCACGGCCCACACCAACAAGACCUACCCCUCUGCAUCGACAAAUCACCAUGCCAGUGACGUACGACGACUUCCAAAACCUGGACGAUGCACCAUUCCGACGACCGUCCACGGCCAUGAGUGAAGCAUACAGCGACAUAUCCGGGGCGUCUACUGAUAUCGACCCCUUUGGAUUGGAACGGUCCGACGACGACCACCCGGGACCUGCAACCAUGGAGGAGGACAAUGGAUUGGAAAUGAACAACUACUAUUCAGGACGAGGUCGCACAUUGCGCGGAGAAGUCAAGGGUAGCAGUGGUGAACCGUAUGCUCCACCAUCUGCCACCACUCCAGUGACUGCGUCCGGUCCUGCACCGUACACAUUAGGACCGCCGGUUCGACUUGAUUCGGAGGAUCGGCCGAGGAGACAGUCGUCGGCGUCACGCGGGGUUGUGGCCACACACACGAGGAAUUCAUCAACGGUCUUGUCCAGUACUCCUUCACAUUCGUCUCAGAGUGGCCUCGCGACCUCGACUCCACCAAUCAUCGAAGUCCCUGACGUCCAACCUCCUCGUCUAGCUGCGUUGACUGCUGGCGCCACUGAGGAGACCAUCGAGAUGGACUUUCAAGCCAUGCUCAAAGCGUUUGGCGAGACUCUGGGAGCCGCCGCGGGCUUGGUCAGUAGCCUCGAAAAGAGGCGGGAACGGGAAAGUGAUGAAUGGGAGGACGAGGAAUGA
This is a messenger RNA of Exophiala mesophila, 3816 nucleotides long. RefSeq lists its product as uncharacterized. Lineage: Eukaryota; Fungi; Ascomycota; Eurotiomycetes; Chaetothyriales; Herpotrichiellaceae. Gene Ontology annotation, biological process: protein phosphorylation. Gene Ontology annotation, molecular function: protein kinase activity; ATP binding. Bases 1 to 3816 code for a protein of 1271 amino acids. The transcript is spliced from 7 exons. The record is from RefSeq and is a predicted model, not a curated record.